This is a messenger RNA of Podospora pseudopauciseta, 850 nucleotides long. RefSeq lists its product as uncharacterized. The coding region runs from base 311 to 487 and encodes 58 amino acids. The record is from RefSeq and is a predicted model, not a curated record. Gene Ontology annotation, biological process: translation. Gene Ontology annotation, cellular component: ribosome; mitochondrion. The transcript is spliced from 3 exons. Gene Ontology annotation, molecular function: structural constituent of ribosome. Lineage: Eukaryota; Fungi; Ascomycota; Sordariomycetes; Sordariales; Podosporaceae.
CAAAAACAUGAGAUGACCACCCGAUGGCUAGCUUCGGUUGAAGGUCAGCCCAACUGUCCAUAAAGGUACCCCGUAUCACACUGUGUCUUAUCUUAUCGAUACCAACCCCAACCCUUCCAAAAUCCAGCCCACAAUCCCUGGCCCGUGCACCCCCGAUCCAAUCCAAACCCAUCCUCCAAGCUCCAAACUUCGUGAUCCAUUGCCGAGUCCCCCGACGACGACGACGACGACCACCACCACCACCACCCCCAUUCCCGACCAACCAUACACCAGGUCCCAUAACCCGGGAACUGGUCAAAAAUAAGUUAAAAUGGCCAAGAAGGCAAAAUCCCGUGUUAUCAUCGUCCGCCUCCUCUCCAUGGCACAAACGGGCUACUUUUAUACCUUCACCCGCCCCCGUGUCGGAAUCCCAAUGAGCAUGAUCAAGUACGAUCCGAUUGUGAGGAGGAGGGUCCUGUUCCUAGAACAAAAACGAAAGGGGAAAUAAACCAAGUCAUCUAAACCGAAUGAGCAAAAAAGCAAAAAAGGCCUGGGGAAAAAAAUGGCUGGGAACGAGGAUCAAGACCGAACCCAAUACACCAUCAUAUACGGCAGAACAAGAAUGGGGAAAUGGACGGCUCAAAGAUGAUGAUAGAAGAAGGAGGUUUGGGGAAAAGAGCUGGGCCUUUUUGUGUACGAUACCACCGAAAUUCUGCGCCAUUGUACAUUAUCAAUCCAAAAAACAAGGAGAAAAAAGACACCACAUAGCAUAACCGGCGCUUAUCGGUUUGGGAGAGAGACUAAGUCAAAUAGAGGAACGAGUCAAUCUACCCAUCUUCCCUGAUGAUGCCAUAGUUAAAGUAUCAUUUGG